AUGCCUUCACGAAGGUACAAUCAGAAUAGAAAUGUUCAUGCACGUCCUACAAGAGGGAAUGGAGGAAGAAUGAGACAGGAUAUUGGUAAGCGACCUCAGCAGGCGCAGAUGCGACCAGUAUGUAGGCAAUGCGGAAAGGAGCAUGGAGGUAGACCUUGUCAGCUUACAGGCGUUAUCUGUUUUUCUUGUGGUCAGCCUGGACAUAUGGCUAAGGACUGUCCGAAAAAGCCAGUACAAGGAAUAGAUAGGCCGCGACAGCAAAGACGUGUGUUUGCUAUGACUGCUGAUGACGCAAUGAAAUCAGACUCCCUAAUUCAAGGUCAGUGUUAUGUCAAAUCUCGACUCUUAACUGUACUGUAUGACUCUGGUGCAUCACAUUCAUUUAUUUCUGAGACUGUUGCGCAUGAGUUGGGAUUAGAUUUCACCAUGUUAGAUUAUAAUCUAAUUGUUCGUACACCCACAUCUCAAAAUGCCUUGACUAGUCAAAUAUUAUCUUAG
This is a messenger RNA of Arachis ipaensis, 498 nucleotides long. Lineage: Eukaryota; Viridiplantae; Streptophyta; Magnoliopsida; Fabales; Fabaceae. The record is from RefSeq and is a predicted model, not a curated record.